Molecule: messenger RNA, 1534 nt
Organism: Fomitopsis serialis
Lineage: Eukaryota; Fungi; Basidiomycota; Agaricomycetes; Polyporales; Fomitopsidaceae
Exons: 12
Coding region: 382-1440 (352 amino acids)
Source: RefSeq, a predicted model, not a curated record
GAGACGUUGCAUCAUGAUAGGUAUCUACGGAGCAAUCAAGAAGGUGCGCGAGAAUCCUGAUCUAGUUCAGUAGCGCCGUUAAGCUUCCGCGUGCCUCUGGCCCAGGGCGGUCUUCGCCUUGUCUUUACCCAAUCUUCGCUCACCUGCAAUCAGCGGAACUUUGUAGCCGCUGACUACGUAGAGUGCCAGUGUUUUGGACUUCGGAAAUUGAAUCCGCCACAGUCCGCCACUGCACAACCAGUUGAAUCCCACCGACGUCGGCUCGCCGCUGCUAGUCGGAUUCAAAUACAGAAGUCCAGGCCAAGACUGAUGAGUUGUCAAUGCAGAAGAUAAGGGUUCGUCGCCCGCGCUCUGGCGAUCAACGUCGUCGAACACCCCGCUAUGUCUACGGAUGCUCAAGCCCAGGAAAUUGCGUUCCUACAGGCGACAUAUCUCAACAACUACUGCCAGUUGUCGAUAACAGCACUCGUUGUAUACGAACAUAUCAUAACAAUAUCGCAAGAGACGCAUUUGUUACAUGGCCGCAAGUUUUCGGGGGGCGUGCUGCUGUUCCUACUCAAUCGCUAUACACUCCUCCUGUUCGGGGCGGAAAACCUGAUCUACGUAUUCUCCUGGGAUACGCGUAUGGUAAGUUGCGAAGCCAUGACUUUACUUUAUGAUAUCUUACAAAUGAUGCUCUACAUUUUGACAGCAGGAUUCACCGCGAUGCGAGUCUAUGCGAUUGGUGGUCAAAGGGCUCUGAUCGCCGUCAUUGUGUUCAUCUUCGGGCUCGCCCCUGCUAUCGCAGGCAUUUAUAACAUCUCUCAGUCAACCUACGACUACGUUGCCAUAUCGGACCGUGUGGUCAUAAUGUCCCGUGUCUUUCCUAUGGUCUCCGACCUCAUCGUGAUUGUUGUCACUUGUGCGAGGGCAUGGCCGAUCCUCAGAGCUGCAAGACAAGCUAGAGCGACCCCGGCGCUGGUCACGCUACUACUCAAAGAUGGUACGUCUAAUUUCGUUGACAUCCCGUUGCUCGCCUCGCUCAACGCCAUACACAUAGCGCUAUCACUAUCAGAAGGGCCAUUCUUAGGAGUCGUCUCAGAGUUCAUCACGAUGUUCCCCUCCAUCCUCAUCUCCCGCUUCCUGAUGAACCUUCAGCACAUCGGCUCCGCUGGGUACCGGGACACACUCCCGUCGUUCGUCCAGCGCGACGCAACGCCCGAAGCGCAAUUGACUCCCGGCACCUCGCGGUUCGAUAUCACUGGGGAUAUGGGCGGAUCGACGGACGACGGCGGGCUCUCUGCGCUGUUCUCGACGACGCUGAUCGACGUUCCUGGAUCCGACGCGUGGUCGAGCUGGGACGACGAGCCCUCGCCGGAGGUCGCAGGGGAGAGUCAGCGUGUUGACGAGGAAGAUUCGCCGCCACCGAGAGAUCCGGAGGUCAUAGCUGUAUCACGCUGACCGUUCGUUAGUCUCCGUUGCAGACUUUCAAAGCCUGGGUAUUUGUCGGGAUGUAUCGGUGUUAUUCAUAUUACUAUGUGCUUCUUAAGCGGCG